This is a messenger RNA of Cuscuta campestris, 1260 nucleotides long. NCBI's taxonomy places the organism in Eukaryota, Viridiplantae, Streptophyta, Magnoliopsida, Solanales, Convolvulaceae. The record is from the annotation of a GenBank genome assembly.
CUCACCUUUGCCCACGUAACUAACGCCUUUAAAUUUUUUUAUCUUCCGCUCAUUUUCCCAUAUUUAUAUUUUUAUACCCAUUUACGUGCCGUUAUAAAUCCAUGCACUUGAGCUCACUCCCACCAAUCCCAAUAACAAAUUAAUUACUGAAUGGCCAACGGCUCUGCUGCCCACGGAGGCGACGACCGCCGCCGCCACCCUCCGCCUCCCCCGGCCGCCAAGCCGCGGCAGACCUCCAGGAAAGCGUACGCCCGGGGAAAAGGCGGCCCAGAGAACGCUAGUUGCACCUACAAGGGCGUCCGCCAGAGGACCUGGGGGAAGUGGGUGUCCGAGAUACGCGAGCCCAACCGCGGGUCCCGCAUCUGGCUCGGCACUUUCGAGAGCGCGUACGACGCCGCGGUGGCUUACGACACCGCGGCUCGUUGCCUUUUCGGAUCCCGAGCCCAGCUCAACCUCCCCCACCUCUGGGUCGACCAGCCCCUGCCACUGCCUCCCUCUCCGAGCCACGGCGGGGACCCGUCGGACUAUUAUUCGUUUGUGAAGGACAAUGUCGCAAAUUGUAAGCCUCUUGUGUGUCCGACGCAUCUGGGUGUUGCAGGUACCUACCAUGGCCAGGCAUCUUCGGGUUCCAAUCCCCCCUCCAAUCUCUACUGCUCCACCACCAACAAUGCCGAGACCCAACAUGAAAAUCAGCUCUCGCUGUUCAACUACAACCACUGCUCUGGCCCUGCCGCUGCCACUCUGCCGCCGCUGAUGAACAUCGACGAGGCUGCAGUGACGUCGACGGCAGAGCUGCAGCGGGGCCAUGGGGGUGCGGAUGAUCCGAUGGAGGUGGAAGGAAUGUGGUCGUCGGCGGGGACAUUCAACUUGAACGGCCUGCCGGAGAUCGACGACUCGUCGAUCUGGGCGGAGGCGAGUGCCGACAGCGAGCUUCAAGCAGCGGCUACUGACCCCGCCGGGUUCUUUUAUGGUGAUGAUGGUGGGAAGAGCGGCGGUAGCUGCAGCUGGAUGGGUGCCUACCCUUCUUGGUACCCUUAAAUAUUUAUGCAUAAUUGUGAUGAGUUUAUAUCUAUAGGUUUGAUUUAAAAGGAACAAUAUCUAUAUAUCUAUAUGUGUGAAACCUUGUAUGGAUGGGUAAACAUGGAGACUAUGCAAUGUGAAGUAUUGUAUAAACAUUCAUGGAUCAGGUAUACUCCCUCCCUCCUUGGAAAUCUUUCUUCUUUCUUUUUUCAUCCGUCCCAAAAAACACUUCUUAUUUAU